AAGCAGCUCAAUCGGCGGCUUUAUCGAGAGGGACUGGGCUUGGCGGAUCACCUCGUAAUCUAAGUGUGUCUCAUAUCAAGAAGCUUUUAGACUCACGCAAUGACCGAGAGGUGUUGGAUGGAAUGCGACGGGUCAUAACGUUGAUGUAUCGCUCCGAACCGUCCCUUCCUUUCUUCUCCGCAGUCGUGAAAAACGUCGCAAGCGCAAAUCUCGAAGUGAAGAAGCUAGUCUAUAUUUAUCUCGUUCACCAUGCGGAAACGGAGCCCGACCUGGCCCUCUUGUCCAUCAAUACGAUCCAGAAGUCGCUCACGGACCAAAACCCACAGGUGCGGGCCAUGGCACUCCGCACAAUGUCGGGAAUAAGGGUGCCAGUUAUAAGUCAGAUAGUGUCUCUUGCUAUCAAACGUGGUUGUGGGGAUAUGAGCCCCCAUGUUCGCAAGGCAGCCGCAUUAGCGAUCCCUAAGUGCUAUAGACUCGAUCCGAGCACACAAACACAGCUCACUGGGUAUAUUGCGACACUUCUAGGCGAUACCCAAUACUUUGUUGCCGGGCCAGCCGUGUCUGCCUUUCUGGAUGUCUGUCCUGAGAGAAUCGAUCUGAUUCAUAAGCACUAUCGGGGUUUGGUGAAGAAGCUUGUGGACAUGGAUGAGUGGGGCCAGCUUGCAACUAUACGACUUCUGACAUUCUACUCCAGGAAGUGCUUUCCCCUUAAGACCAGGAAGGUGAAGAUAAGCCAAACGAAAACCAAAGGGUUUUACGAUGACGACAUAGAAGAUGUGGGCACCAAAGGCGAUGAAGAUACCUAUGAUGUUCCCGUCUUGGAUUCGGAUCUUGAACUUUUCCUAGGAUCGUGCAAGCUCCUUUUGCAAAGCCGCAAUUCCGCCGUUAUCAUUGCCGUUGUCCGCUGUUAUCUCUACCUUGCUUCUCCGGACUAUCUCGCUGCUGCCGUAGGCCCGCUUGUUGCGCUUCUUCGGAGCCCCCAGGACAUGCAGCUUAUCGCGCUUUAUAACAUUGUUGCUGUUGCUUUACGAUACCCCAAGCCGUUUACGAAGUACAUUUCUCACUUCUUAGUACAUGCUUCUGACCCGGCACAUAUUUGGCGUCUCAAGCUUGAAGUUCUUACAAUACUAUUCCCACAUUGUGGCCUUCAUCUGAAGGGGGUGAUCAUUAGCGAACUUGAACAUUUUUCACAGGGUGCCGACCCGGAGUUGGUACGCGAGAGUGUGCGUGCGCUCGGGCGUUGCGCGCAGAGUGACCCUAAUACCUCCAGUCAGUGUCUGCGUAUUUUACUGCGCCAGAUAACAAGUCUUGACGAGAAUCUGGUGUCCGAAUCGUUAACGGUCAUCCGACAUCUGAUUCAACAAGAUCCAGCUUCUCAUGAGCGAACGGUCGUGCAGCUGGUGAAGCAUCUGGGUCUGACAACUAACCCCGAUGCUAGGUCAACUAUUGUGUGGCUAGUUGGAGAGUUUGCCGGUGUUGCACCAGAGAGGAACAUCGCUGCUGACGUCCUCCGAAUCAUGGUGCAGAACUUUGCAGAUGAAUCAGAAUCUGUCAAGCAGCAAAUAAUUCUCCUUGGCGCUAAAGUAUAUCUUCAUCAUCUUCUGCGCCACCCCCCCAAGGAAAAGCCUCAGUCGGAACCCGAAGUCCAGCAGCAAGUCAAAAAUGACUGGGCUGAUGGCCAGGACAACCCGGAAAAUGAGACGAACAAUUUCGAGGAAAAGCAGAAUGGAGUGGAGGAAGAAGAGGACACGAUCACUCUUCUUUGGAAGUAUAUCCUUCUGCUUGCUAGGUAUGAUACAUCUUACGAUCUCCGUGAUCGUGCCCGACUGUACAAAGCACUCCUCGGCUCACCAUCCUCGACACAAAUUGCAAAUUUGCUGCUUCUUGCCCCGAAACCGGUGCCGCACGCCCCCAGUCCAUCUGAAACUAGAAAGGACUUGCUCAUAGGCUCGUCUACUCUUGUUUUGGGGCCUGAAGCCGGUGUCCAUGGCUUGCGAGGUUAUGAAAAUCUCCCAGAUUGGGUUGGAUCUGGACAGGAGCCUGAUCCCAAGCUUCGUGAGUCCGAGGUGAAGCCAGACCUGACUGAAUCAGGCCCCAAAACUGCGGGCGAGCGACUGGACAGAGCUCUGAGGGAACAUGAAAGGAACAUAUCAGUGUCAAGUCAGGGUCGACCCGGAUACAUGAAGACGCCAUCCGCUGUUGCACCGAAGAGCAAGAAGACUCUUGACGAAUGGCUGGACGAACCCGAAACAGAAACGGAAGAGGAGACGGAUUCUGAAGAGGAAGUGACAGACUCCGAGGAAGAAGAAGGAUCUACGGAAUAUGAAACGGACGAGGAAGAAUCUGAAGAGGAGACCGACUCCGAUGACCGGGAACAAGCCCGACAGCUGUUGACCUAGAUCUCUCUAGGCAAAUAUGGGACGUACCUUUGCCAAUUCUGCGGUAUUACGUCACCUCUAUACUAGAUUAUGAGCUUAGAAUUGAAAUGAAUCAAAAUUUGAUAGAU
Messenger RNA from Aspergillus ochraceoroseus IBT 24754, 2506 nucleotides. RefSeq names its product AP-3 complex subunit beta. Gene Ontology annotation, cellular component: membrane coat. Gene Ontology annotation, molecular function: clathrin binding. Gene Ontology annotation, biological process: vesicle-mediated transport; intracellular protein transport. NCBI's taxonomy places the organism in Eukaryota, Fungi, Ascomycota, Eurotiomycetes, Eurotiales, Aspergillaceae. The transcript is spliced from 2 exons. Bases 123 to 2399 code for a protein of 758 amino acids. The record is from RefSeq and is a predicted model, not a curated record.